GCACGAUGCAUAAUUUGUGCCGUUCUCUUUGACAAGUCAGGACGAUGGUGAGCUCCCCGCCGGCGCACGGCCGCACACUGAACCAAGCAUGCAAUGUUGCUCUCAUCGAAACGGACACAGAUGGAUAGUCUCGUUCAACCACUUGUUGCCCAGUAUCUCGCUAUGGGCUGCCAAUCCAAAGAAAAUGGACAAAAUGAAAACGUGGGCUCGAAUGGAAAGGAAAAAGAACAUUCACGUCUCUCUCCGGGACCGGCUAGUGGCUCCAGAUCUAAGGUCUGUCCACCGGUGCCUGCCCGGCCUCAACGGUUCAACAGGCCCAACCAGGCCCAGAUGACCCAGGGCAAGGUCACAAUGUCUCUGCCAGGACACUUCACAAAGGGGGCCAGCUGGGAGGAGGUGAUCCAGGCCUGUAUCCAGUCCUUUGACGUGGAGGGCUCUGUAUGUGGGAGCAGCCACCUGAUGAACAUCACCCUGACCAUGCACCGACUCCUCAUGUCCUCCAGUGACCUCCUGGAGAAACUCACCUCCCUAUUUAAAAGCGCCGUGGAGAAUGCGCAGUCCACAGAAUGUGAGAGGAUCUGCUACUUCAUCAGGUAUUGGAUCCAGGAGUUCUGGACAAUGUUCCGGUUGCACAGCAGCCUGUCUGACUCCAUGGAACAGUUCCAGGAUCUGAUCAGAGAUCAGGGCCAGGAGAGGCUGUGCCCUCUGUUGCAGACUCAAUGGAUAAAUGACAGGCACUGGUCUCAGAAGCCCAGUCAGAAAAUCAAGGCUAACAGCAGUAAGAAGAGGAAAGUGUCUCUGCUGUUUGAUCACCUGGAGCCCAUUGAGCUGGCUGAGCACCUCACCUACCUGGAGUUCAAGUCCUUCUGUAGAAUAUCAUUUGCAGACUACCAGAACUACAUCCGCAGUUGCUGCAUGAAGGACAACCCCAUGAUGGAACGUUCCAUUACAUUGUGUAAUGGUAUCUCCCAGUGGGUGCAGCUCAUGGUUCUGAGUCGGCCUACAGCUCAGCUGAGAGCAGAGGUUUUCACCAAGUUCAUCCAUGUGGCUCAGAGCCUUCAUCUUAUGCACAACUUCAACACACUAAUGGCUGUGGUGGGGGGCCUGUGCCACAGCUCCAUCUCCAGACUUAAAGAGACCAGUUCACAUGUAUCCCACGAGGUCACCAAGGUGCUGAAUGAGAUGACAGACCUCCUGUCCUCCUGUAGGAACUAUGACAACUACCGUCAGGCGUACAGCAGGUGUGCAGGCUUUAAGAUCCCCAUCCUGGGUGUCCACCUCAAGGACCUGAUCUCAGUCAACGAGGCCAUGUCAGACUACGUAGAGGACAACAAGGUGAACGUUCAGAAGCUCCAGGCUCUGUACAACCACAUCAACGAGCUGAUCCAGCUACAGCAGAUCACCCCACAGCUCGAUGCCAACAAAGACCUGGUCCACCUUCUCACGCUGUCCCUGGACCUCUACUACACAGAGGAUGAGAUGUAUGAGCUGUCUUACACCAGGGAGCCCAAGAACAGCAAAGCACCCCCCGCCACCCCCUCUAGACCUCCAGUGGUUGUGAACUGGGCUUCAGGAGUGCCCCCAAAACCUGACCCAAAAACCAUCAGCAAACAUGUGCAAAGAAUGGUGGAUUCCGUGUUUAAAAACUAUGACCAUGAUGAGAAUGGCUUCAUCUCUCAAGGGGACUUUGAGAAAAUUGCUGCUAGCUUUCCAUUCUCCUUCUGUGUCAUGGACAAAGAGAAGGAAGGCCUCAUCAGCAGAGAGGAGAUCACAGCCUAUUUCAUGCGUGCUAGUGUCAUCUGUUCCAAACUGGGUCUUGGCUUUGUCCACAACUUUCAGGAGACCACCUACAUGAAGCCCACAUUCUGUGACAACUGCUCCGGAUUUUUGUGGGGCGUCAUAAAACAAGGCUACAGAUGCAGAGACUGUGGUAUGAACUGCCAUAGGCUGUGUAAGGAUCAGGUGGCGUUUGAGUGUAAGAAGAAUGCCAAAGGCAGUAGCACCUCUGAGGGUCCACUAACGCCAGACUCCACACCAGGCACCACAUGUGGCCCGGAAGGCUCAGAAGAGGGGCCUUUCCCCUACCCCUCAGAGGAAUGUAGAGACUGGAGCCUUGACUCACCGGCCCCCUCCCAUCUGAGGCUCCCCCCUGAGCUGGCCAUUCCUGUGGGGGUCCACCGCAGCACCCAGACAGAGGAACCCCACGCCCCUGCCCCCCAUCCAGAGCCUAGUCGGCUGCAGCCAGUACAGUCCUCUCUCCUGGCCCCUGUACCCUCCUCUCUCUUGGCCCCUGUACCCCCCUCCCUCACCCCAUGCCCCAGCCCGGUGCCCCAACGCAAACGACGGGCCUACGCCAAGUGGGAGAACAGAGCCUCUACAGUGCUACAGCCCAAGGAGCCGGACGAAGACAACAAACCCACCUAUGAUACUCUAGAAACGGAGAACCAGAAGCUUCAGAAGAACAACGAGACGCUGCGCAAGAAGCUGAGGGAAACGCAGCGCGAGGUAGAGAUCCUGCAGACACUCCUAAAGAGGCACGCCCUUCACUCCGUGGUGGAGGACUCCUCCUCCUCCUCCUAGCCAGGAACGCCCCUCAGCCGGUCAGACACACCCACUCUAUGACAUCACAGGUGAUGCUCAGCCAUCUGUCUCCAGAGCCACUGACAGUACUGUAUGUCUUGGAGGACCCUAGUGCCACACAGUCGAGAAGAUACACAAAGGGACCAAAAACUCCCUGUGAGGAGACGCCGUUACUCACAGUAUGGUAUAUUACAGCCAGUCUUAACACCUGAAACCCCACCUCUUUAAGGAAUACCUAGGAUAGGAUAAGUAAUCCCCCCCUUUAAGAUUUAGAUGCACUAUUGUAAAGUGACUGUUCCACUGGAUGUCAUAAGGUGAAUGCACCAAUUUGUAAGUCGCUCUGGAUAAGAGCGUCUGCUAAAUGACUUAAAUGUUAACACCAGUUGCAGCCAAUCACAGCCAAAAGGGGGUUAUGAGGCAAAACCAAUGAAAGUACCGUCCUGAAAAGAACACAGACAAUCAAAUUACAGUACCAGCCAUCAUGGAACAUAGCCAAAACAUAUCCAAUCAGUGUGCCAUCGGCUUUGGGAUUCUGACAAUCAGAAAACCACACAGUAUGGCAGAAAGGCCAGGAAACUGGAGAAGUUCAUUCAGGUGGACUGUGUAGUUAUUGUCCUGCCUUAGGUAAUAACAAGAAUGCAUAUUUUAUACAACAUGUAAAUCCACGUGAUUUCAAUGUUACUGUCCAUAUUUAUUGUUAAAACACUACAAACUCUAGAAAAAGAUAACCUGUUCCAUUUUUUUCAUACAGGUAGAUAUAGACAAAUAAUAGUUUUUAUGUAUGUGUAAGACAUUUUAUCGAAAGAAUAUAUUCAACCACAGUUUUCUCAUGUAUAUUUCAUCAGCUCAGGGUUGUCCAUAGUAGCAAUUAACAUAAUAUUAGAUGUUUCACCAAUGACAUACCAUGUAAAUACCCUAAGCGCAUGAUAUAUUGUGGUGCCAUCGUACCAGUAUUUCUCUCAAGAUGUCCUCUCUCAGUAUUGCUGUCAUAAUGAAUGUUAUAAUAAAGACAUAUUCUCUAUUA
Molecule: messenger RNA, 3604 nt
Organism: Oncorhynchus gorbuscha (pink salmon)
Lineage: Eukaryota; Metazoa; Chordata; Actinopteri; Salmoniformes; Salmonidae
Product: RAS guanyl-releasing protein 1-like
Exons: 17
Coding region: 94-2580 (828 amino acids)
Biological process (GO): Ras protein signal transduction; positive regulation of GTPase activity
Cellular component (GO): plasma membrane
Molecular function (GO): guanyl-nucleotide exchange factor activity; calcium ion binding
Source: RefSeq, a predicted model, not a curated record